Branchiostoma floridae (Florida lancelet) is the source of this 2323-nucleotide messenger RNA. Its product is annotated as kelch repeat and BTB domain-containing protein 12-like. The record is from RefSeq and is a predicted model, not a curated record. Lineage: Eukaryota; Metazoa; Chordata; Leptocardii; Amphioxiformes; Branchiostomatidae. Bases 23 to 1582 code for a protein of 519 amino acids. Gene Ontology annotation, molecular function: protein binding. The transcript has 6 exons.
GGCCAGCCCCUACUUCAGGGCCAUGUUUACAAGUGACAUGGCGGAAAGUCGUCAGAAGACGGUUGUUUUACAGGGUUUAGAUGCAGGCUCAUGUGGAGAUAUCCUGAGUUACAUCUACUCGGGAACCCUCCAUGUGUCCCUGGACAAAGUGCAGCCCCUGUACCAGGCAGCCGACCUCCUCCAACUGGACUAUGUGAGAGACACGUGCAGCAGCUACAUGGCCAUGAACAUUGAGCGCUUCAGUCGUGUGGACCUGUACAAGUUUGCUGAUGUCUUCUCUGCAGACAAUGUCCGGAAGCGUUGUCUGCAGUUGAUCCUUAUAAACUUUACAGAGGUUGCCUCCAGCAAGGAGUUUUGCAGCCUAAGUGUGAAUCAGCUUUCUGAGAUCAUCAGCCACGAUGCACUGGAUGUUAAAGAGGAGACAACAGUGUGGGAGGCUGUGGUGAGAUGGGUGCAGCACAGCAGGGAGGACAGACUGCAGCACCUACCCAUCCUCCUCCCUCACAUCCGCUUCAACCUGCUGACCUCAGACAAAAUGGCAGCCAUCUUGGAGCACCCCCUAAUCAGGGAGGAUUCUGGGACAUCUGAAGUCAUCAGGAAUGUGGUAAAGGAGGCUUCCAAUCUGCAGACAAGAAUUGGGAUGGAGACACUGGAAAUGGUUCUGCUUUUCCAUAACAGGAAGAAAAAAAUCCUCUACAUGAACCCCAGGGCAGGGAUGUUCCUCAGCUGCAGUUACAGUACUGAAGAAUUGCAUUCAAUCAAAGCUAUGGCAGUUACCAGUAGUAAUAUUACUUACUUCAUGGCAACUAAAGAAUCAGAGGAACAGAACCUGCUGUUCCUGUUCCAUGUAGAGAAUGAGUGGGAACAUGCGUGUAUGUCAUCAGUUACUAUGUUUCUGAGACUGGGAAAGGAUGUGCUAAAAGAUGAAGUGCACCUUGUUGAAAUUGAUCAGAUUUUGUACUACCUUGGCGUGGAAACAAGAAGCGACAGUACCUUGGUGCGGAUGAAAAAGUACAGCUGGCUCUCUGACCAGUGGCAGGAGUGUUCACAGCUGCUAGUUGAUGGGCUUUCUAAAUACAACGCUCCAGUGAUCUGCGGUUCAUACCUCUACUUCAGAACGAAGUCAGAAAUGCGCCGCUACGACCCGAGCCAGGACCAGUGGGACCCGAGGAGCCCGCCAGGCAUCAACCUUCCAGUCCACACAGCCGUUGCCAUAGGAACAGAGAUCUUCUGCACGGACCAUGUGUUUAGACAGAUCAUGGUGUGCGACACAGAGUCAGACAGCUGGCAGGAACUGCAAGGCUCGUCAAACCGAGAGUUCCCCUCUCACCUGUUGAUUAGUAAUCCCCAAUUCUUCGUUCUGGAGAACGAGCUGUAUGUGAGGUUAGAAGCCUAUAACACUGCCAUAGAAGGGGCAUCGAUAUACUAUAUGGUGUAUGUGUAUGACAGGUAUGUUGAUACCUGGAGAGACCUGAAGAUCACCCUGCCUAACCAUUACUAUACACUGUGUCGUUCCAUGUGCCAUGUGGCACGUAUGUACCGACCACUGCUUGAUGCUGUGUGUGCUCAUGUAGAGGUUUAAAAUGCAACAAACUAAGAUGACUUCUUGAUUGAAGUUAAUCGGAUUUGUAGCAUACGGUUCCAUGUACCAUGUGGCACGUAUGUACCAACCAAUGCUGUAUGUGCUCAUGUAAAGGUUUAGAUGUAGCAUUACAAUGACUUCUGUGGCGAAAGUUCAUUGGAUUUGAUGUGACGUUUCUGUAUAUUUGAGAGCAUAUAAGGCGACACUGCUUGGCAAGGCAUAUGUAGCGUAUGGUACCAUGUGGCAUGUAUGUACCCACCACAAAAUACGGACACAUAAAGGCUUAGAUUUGACAAACUACGAUGACGUUCUUGUUUGUUUUCAUGUUCCUGUAGAAUUUAGAGUAUUUAAUAAGAUAAGGAGUAUAUAAGGAGGUACAAUAUACGCCGAGUUUAAAAAAAAUAAGGAGUUCAAGAGUCUGUGUGUGUAUCAGCGCUAGCAGACCUGCCAAAGUUUCGAUUAAGCAGGACAGGACUCUUUACGGAUAUCUUUGUCUACCACAGUUUUCAGUUUUUGCUGAAUGCUCAUUUUUCAUGCAGUUUAAGUAGAACUUUGACCUUGAUCAGAAAUUAGUGCUUCUUUGUUAAUGUAGAGAAGAACUGCCGCCACUAGAAAGCAGAACACAGUUGAGGAAUGCUACCAGGCAGCACAAUCGUUAAGAAACUUGUCCAAUCAUUGUAUUCUAUUUUACCUGUUCUUCAAUUUAUUAUCCAAACCAAAUAAACCAAAUAGCCGUUCAUA